AUGGCCAGCACCAGUGAGACCGACUUUGGCUAUGCGCCCCAGAAAAAGGUCACCACUUAUGGCAAACUUGCACGAAGAAGACCCAAAGCUUCCGCCGUUGGCACCCUCAGGCAUGCCGAGUCUGCGCCCAUCGUUCCCAGCGUGUCCUCUCUCAACAAGUCACCCAUGACCUCACCUGAGCCUUCGCCUGCGCCUGCCUCUGCCUCUGCCUCCCGCACCCUCGUUUCCAGCAAGGGGAAAUUACAAAACAUACGUAAAGCUGGCCGUGACGCAUCUUCGAAACCUUCCGAUGUCUCUCACAGUCAGCCCCUACCUGAUCCUUACGAUAUCUACGCCAUUGAAGAUGAACCUGAAGAGGACACUCGGCCCAAGAAGAGGAGGCUAGCUCGUGUGCAGUCAGAAAGGACGAGCAAGACCUCGCUUCCCUACUCAACACCAGAAUUAUCCCCUGAAAAGGCACCCUCUCCUGAACCUGUCACUCGGCGAUCGGACCCGAAAGAUAGAUCCUCGGUGGUCCCCAGAUCUCGACAGACACCUGAGCGAGAUGUCCAUAUGCAGGAUGCCCCACCGCCCGCUGCGCCUCUCUUCUCAGUGAAGACCACCAAGAUCUUGAAGAACCUAAGCGUUGGUACAAAAAAUAAAUCCUCCAAGAAGCCCGAGCCCGAGAAGACGCAGAUUCCAAUACGCCUUUCCGGUCCACGAUCAUCCUCCUCGAAGCCUCUGCCUCCGAUCGAAAUUGAACCUACAUCUCUGCCCACCUCAGCACCCGAACCGAUCCCCCAAAGUCAGCCAGGAAAGGCUCCGAAGAAGAGGCGGUUAAUUGACACCCUGGUCGAACAGGCAGAUGAAGAAAGUGAAUCAGAAGAGGACGCAUUCUCGUCGCAAGACUCACACAUCUCCAAAACCAGACGUUCUCCAGCCCUGCGGGACUCUAGUCCAGAACCCGCAGACAAGGGAAGAACUAUGGCGCGUCCGGUAUUGACAGCCAGGAAGUCGGGACCCAAGUUUACCUACAGCCAGCAGAGGUCCAUGCUGGCGGAAGAGGACCCGUUGUUUGGCAGCGGCGGUUUGGGCGGUGGUCUGGACGACAUGUCGUCCAAGGGCGCAUUAUUCAACAUUGGGCGGCUCACCAAAAGCGCCGCCCUCAGCAAGUUUGCUUACCUCGACGAAGAAGAAGAGUUGGGGAACAGCGGCGCUGUUCAGAGUAUCCACGAAUUGCGACAGGCAGGUGCAAAUAGUCGAUUUGCUGAUGAGAUGGGUGAUAUCGUUGAUCGCAUCGGCGUUCCGUCACCAAAGGCUUCAUCUUUGCGCAAAGGCGCGUUGCUGGAGCUGGCGCAGAAGAUGAAGACCAAGGAGUUUCGGCGCCAGUUUCGGGAUCACAGCGGGGAUGAGGCUCUGUUCCGGUCGCUGGGGGAGGAGACUGACCUUGUGUGUGGGUAUUCUAUCCUGGCCAUCGUCGCUACACUUUUGGCGGCGUCGCCUUCGGCGCAUCUUAUUCAGCAGUUACGAUCGCAGGGUUUUGCUGCACUUCUCAAGCGGCUGCUUGAUCAGGAAGAAGAUAUCAGUCGGCUGGUGAGGGACAGGAAGCACAACGUUUCGAAAAAUAUGCAAACUACUUUGGGGACGGUGAAAGCUUCUGUUCUUGAGCUUCCGGCGUGGAAACCAGCGCCGCCGGGCUCGUUGUCGCCGCGGACACUGGCGCUGAAGUGUCUGGAGCUUUUGCUUAGGCAGUCGACGCGGGUGUCGGAGGAUGAGUUUUUUUCGCCUGCUAUCACUGAUCUUUUAUUCGGUUACCUUAAGGACGGGACGUCUAACCCGGACAGCUGGGGUUUUCCUGGCCACGCAAACUCGUGGGAUUUUGCGCUCUCUCUCCACGUAGUAGAAGGGCUCUCUCUCGACGCGAUGCAGUCUUCCCGUCUCAGUGCGAGGUGGACGAGGAAAUACGCGCCGAUCGUGGCGGACUUGCUGGACGGGGCGCUGAGCAGGCCGGUGGAGGGGUUUGGCGACGAGCUGGAGGGGUUGGUGCUGAGGACGUCGAUUAACGUCACGAAUCACAACCCUGACGCGUGCCGGUUGUUUGUCGAGAGGGGGCUGCUGGGGAGGUUGGCGAGGGGGGCGUGGGGCGCGUUUGGGAUGGUGAUGAAGGUGGAGGUGAAGGUGAAGGAGGAGGGGGGGUUUAGGGGACGGGGGCUGCUGGAUGGGCUGAUUAUCAUGCUGGGGGUGAUGAUUAAUUUCUGUGUUUACUACCCGCCUGCGGGUGAGACGCUGGCUGGGGAGGGAGGGUUGGAGGGGUUGAUUGGGGUUUUUGCUGAUAAUCAUUUGAAGAUGGCGGAUAAGACGCAGUUGAAUGUGGCGCUGGGGUAUUUGAGCAUACUAUUGGGGUAUCUGUGUCUGCACGAGCCGAUCAAGGAAAGGUUUGUGAGGGUGCACCCCAAGAAGAGCUUGCAGCCGCUGCUGGAUUCGGUCAAUGAGUUUAUUGCGCUGCAUAUCAAGGCGGCGGGAGUGAAUGGGGAGGGGGGGGAAGGGGGGGGUUCGAUUGAGAGGUUGAAGGGGUUGAGUGAGCAGUUGGCUGCGAGGAAUUAUUGA
This is a messenger RNA of Podospora anserina S mat+, 2586 nucleotides long. RefSeq lists its product as uncharacterized. Lineage: Eukaryota; Fungi; Ascomycota; Sordariomycetes; Sordariales; Podosporaceae. The record is from RefSeq and is a predicted model, not a curated record. Gene Ontology annotation, biological process: regulation of chromosome condensation. The transcript is spliced from 2 exons. Bases 1 to 2586 code for a protein of 861 amino acids.